Candidula unifasciata is the source of this 1881-nucleotide messenger RNA. NCBI's taxonomy places the organism in Eukaryota, Metazoa, Mollusca, Gastropoda, Stylommatophora, Geomitridae. The record is from the annotation of a GenBank genome assembly.
AUGUGUCUUUUUAUUAUCGCUGGGGUCUCUGGUGCUAACCUCCUGGGACUGAAGUACUUAAUAUGGAAGGCUUGUUUUAACAUUAAUUUAUGUAUAUAUUCUUUUCUUGAUCUUUUCAUUUUUGGUAGAAUACCAUCUCGCCCGUUACCACCUGGCCCUGGACCAUUGGACAAUGCUGGGCGGAAGCUGACAAGGUACAAUGUUUCCUCAACUCCUGUUUCCACAGAGACGCGGCGCAAUCUUACUCCAAACGGGAUUACCUCCCGCAUUGGGCCCUUGAAAGCUGACCACUAUUCCAUCGGUGCUUCCAGUAUCUACCCCUCCUCGGAUCAUGGUAGAAGCAGCUACAGCACGUAUUCUCGCAACACAGGAACCAGUCGACUUUACAGUGUCAAUCCAACAUCCACGGUGAGAAGUGAUUUUCGCACAAGCACUUUGAACGGAAUAAGUCGACCAGGAAAAUCAUCAAGCUUGAUUGAUCUUUCCAGCUUAAGCAUCCACGAUGUAAACCAUUCCUCAAAUAGGAAUCGUGCUACGAGUGUCUUUAAUGAUAAUUAUGUGCCUGUUGGCAGAACCUCCAAUGUCACUUCUCGCAGUCGGAAUUAUCGAGACAACAGCAGUGAUGACAUUUUCGGUCGCAGCAGCCGGACUUCCCACUUGGAUGGGGAGAGGCCCGAUGGCACCUCAAGGACACGUUAUACGGCAAGUGUUUCUCGAGAUAUGAGCCCCACGAGUCCAGGGUCUCGGCGUCUGGGGCUGUCAGGUGAUACUGAUGAUUCGCCUACAAAGUCUUCCUUGAGCAAUCUGAGUUCGAGCAGCUCCAUGUCUAGCGGGAACUCAAAAUAUAAAGAUGGUGGAAGAGUUGGUCUGCGAAAUUUGGGAAAUACAUGUUUUAUGAACAGCGUGCUGCAGUGUUUAAGCAACACACGUCUUCUGCUGGAGUGGUGCCUAGAUGAGAGAUACCUUCAGGAUAUCAAUGUCACCACAAGCAAUAUGAAAGGGAGCCUAAUCAAAGCCUAUGCCAACUUGAUGCAAGCCAUGUGGAAAAGCAAGACCGAUGGCAGUGUGUCACCUGAUGCUUUCAAGACGCAAAUACAGAAGUUUGCUCCUCGCUUCAUGGGCUAUGCCCAGCAAGACAGUCAGGAGUUUCUCCGUUACUUGCUGGAGGGGCUUCACGAAGAUGUUAACCGGGUCACCAAGAAGCCGGCACCGAUUAUCCUCGAUGACAACCAGCUGGAGAAGAGAAGUGAUAGUGGAAAAGCCCAGGAGUAUUGGAAAGCUUAUUUAAAUCGCGACAACAGUAUGAUCGUGGACAUUUUUGUGGGACAGUUAAAAAGUGAGCUGAAUUUUGCAUCCUGUGGUCACCGUUCAGUAACCUUUGACCCAUUUUGGGAUUUGUCCAUUCCGGUAGUUAAGGGUCCAAAUGAGGUCAGCUUGGACGAUUGUAUUCGGCUGUUCAUGAAAGAGGAAGAACUAGCCGCUGAAGAGAGACCAAUGUGCACCAAAUGCAAGAGCAGAAGGUCGUGCACCAAGAGUUUUUCUAUUCAGCGUUUCCCCAAGAUCCUCGUACUUCAUUUGAAGCGUUUCAGUCAGCAAGAAAGGUUUGGCCGUAAACUGACGACCCUCGUAGAUUUCCCCAUUAAGAACCUUGACCUUUCAGAAUAUGCUUCAGACAGUAAGGCAGGGGAGCAGGUGCGGUACGACCUCUACGCUGUGUCCAACCACUCCGGCGGUACCAGUUCUGGUCAUUACACUGCUUACUGCAGGAACCCCUACUCUGGCGAAUGGUAUUACUUCAAUGAUGCUAGAGUUUCGAGCAUCCGAUCAAACCAAGUGGUCUCCCCUGAGGCCUACGUCCUGUUCUACGAACUGAGCAGCUAG